Brugia malayi is the source of this 879-nucleotide messenger RNA. It is a transcript of the gene Bma-elo-9, whose product is annotated as putative 34.1 kDa protein C40H1.4 in chromosome III, putative. Gene Ontology annotation, molecular function: fatty acid elongase activity. Gene Ontology annotation, cellular component: endoplasmic reticulum membrane. Gene Ontology annotation, biological process: fatty acid elongation, polyunsaturated fatty acid; very long-chain fatty acid biosynthetic process; sphingolipid biosynthetic process. The record is from RefSeq and is a predicted model, not a curated record. The transcript has 5 exons. Bases 1 to 879 code for a protein of 292 amino acids. NCBI's taxonomy places the organism in Eukaryota, Metazoa, Nematoda, Chromadorea, Rhabditida, Onchocercidae.
AUGAAAGAACGGCAACACUAUUCCGAUUUCAAUUAUCCGGAAUUUGAAGUGUGGCGUGGACCAGCUGAAAAAGUUUUCUAUGCACCAUAUAAUUAUACAUUGAAUUACAAUUUGGAAAUGAAGUACUGGAAUCCCGUAGCAGUACAACUGUUCUUUUCCAAGCAUUGGGGCACUUCAAUAUAUAUAGCUAUUAUUUAUGUAUGUUUAAUUCAUGCUUUACAACGUUAUCAACGAACUCGGAAAGCUUGGAAUCUUCGAUUGCCAUUAUGCAUAUGGAAUGCAAUCCUUUCUGUAUUCAGUCUUAUUGCAACAAUCAGAUUUGGGGAAGAAUUUUACAGUACUCUAACCACACGUCCAUUUGUGCAUUCAGUUUGCUAUUCAAUUUCACCUUUUCAACCAGCCGCUGUAUGGGCUUUCGCAUUUGCGACAUCGAAAGUUGUUGAACUUGGUGAUACGAUUUUUUUGUUGAUGCGUAAGAAGCCAUUAAUAUUUUUGCACUGGUAUCAUCAUGCUGUAGUUCUUAUCUAUAGUUGGAAUGCAGCAAUCGAAUUAACAGCUUCUGGUCGUUGGUUCAUAAUGAUGAAUUUCUUUGUACAUUCUAUAAUGUAUGCAUACUAUUCCAUCACAGCAUUAGGUAUUCGACUACCGAAAUUACUUUCAAUGUUUGUUACUGUGCUACAAACAUCACAAAUGCUUGUUGGUGUUCUCAUUUCCAUAGUGGUACUAAAACAGAAGCUCAAAAAUGCUAUUUGCCAGCAGUCGAUGGAUAAUUUGGCACUUGGUUUUGCGAUUUAUUCUUCAUUUGCUGUACUUUUCAUACGAUACUUUUAUGAUGCAUAUAUGAAACCCAAGAAAUUUUUACAGAAGAAAAUCGAAUAG